Messenger RNA from Branchiostoma belcheri (Belcher's lancelet), 1001 nucleotides. RefSeq names its product COX assembly mitochondrial protein homolog. Bases 207 to 545 code for a protein of 112 amino acids. Gene Ontology annotation, cellular component: mitochondrion. The transcript has 4 exons. The record is from RefSeq and is a predicted model, not a curated record. NCBI's taxonomy places the organism in Eukaryota, Metazoa, Chordata, Leptocardii, Amphioxiformes, Branchiostomatidae.
AGGUCAGAAAAGGGACGUGCGAUUUACACAACAUCACAUCGAGCAGAAAUUUUCAUUUCUUUUGUACCUUCUUUACUUUACCGCAAGCUGUUCCAAUCGUGUUGAGGUCUAGAGGAGAUACCCGUGUUCAUCUUUAAGAGAAACACAUUUUUGGCCGAUCUACAAGUGAAUGCGAAACAGACGAACGAGGGCUACAACAAAACAACAUGGCCAGUGAAACAGUUAGUAAAGAGUUGGUAGAUCCGCCACUGAGACAUGUGGAAACUGAUGUCCUCAUCCCAAAGAUGAUGAGAGCAAAGGCCAAGGAGAGAUGUCACCAGGAGGUCAAGGAGUUUACAGAUUGCUGUAAGGACAGUGGCCUGGGUAUGGUGGUGAAGUGUAGACAACAGAACACCCAACUCAGGGCCUGCCUCACCAAAUAUUACAAGGACCCAGAGUUCUAUGAGAUGUGUAAGCAGGAGUACCUUCAGCAGAAGAGGGAAUUCGUGGAAACAGGAGUCCGCAAGUCCAGCAAAACAUCAUCCAAACUGCCUACAACUAUGUAGUACAGGAUAGGGGUACUUAACUAUGUAACAAGCAGGAUGAAAGAAUUAAGUAUGAAGAGAAGUCUUGUGUAAAUGCUUCUGAGAGGGAUUUUUGUCAUGUACAUCAUGAAAAACUGCAACAUUUAACGCUUGUGGUUUUCAUUUUGUAGAAAUUUAGAAUUGGCAAGUUCUUGUUGGUUAUUACUGGUAAUCGAAACAAAGAGUAUGUUUGCCUUGAAGUUGUCAUAAGAAAAAUUUUCUGAAAGACAACCACCCGAGUUAAUUAUUAAGCACUGUCUGAUGAUGUGAACAUGCCAAUAGCCUUGAAAAUGAAUUUAGAAUAUUGUUGUUUGUUAAUACCUAGCUCUUUUCAUGAUUCAAAUGUUAGUUACUUUGAAGUCAAUCUGUGAUCCAAUAGAUGUUUAUCCAAAAUGAAGUACUUGCACUACCUUGUGCAUUAAAGAUAUGAUCAGCCUA